Molecule: messenger RNA, 441 nt
Organism: Staurois parvus
Lineage: Eukaryota; Metazoa; Chordata; Amphibia; Anura; Ranidae
Source: the annotation of a GenBank genome assembly
AUGGCAGAGAGACCAGAGGAUCUCAAUUUACCCAAUGCUGUUGUCACCAGGAUUAUUAAAGAGGCGUUACCAGAAGGAGUAAAUGUAUCUAAAGAAGCGCGCAGUGCAAUCUCACGGGCAGCCAGUGUCUUUGUCCUUUAUGCAACAUCCUGCGCCAACAGUUUUGCAAUGAAGCAGAAGAGGAAAACGCUGAAUGUGUCUGAUGUAAUGUCGGCUAUGGAAGAGAUGGAGUUCCAGCGGUUUCUGGGUCCCCUGAAAGAGGCUCUAGAAGCUUACAGGCGGGAACAGAAGGAAAAGAAAGAAGCCUCAGAGUUGAAGAAGAAGGACAAAGAUAAGAAAGCAGACGGAGAGGAGGACAAAAGCAGAGAGGAUGACAAUGAAGAUGAGGAGGAAAAGAUGGAAGAGGACGAAGUGAUAGAAGAUGAGGAAGUGGAUAACUGA